GGGGCGCUGAGGGGGAGAUGGUUAAGCAAACGAUCCAGAUCUUCGCGAGGGUGAAGCCCACCAGCCGGAAACAACCUCAAGGGAUCUAUUCUGUAGAUGAAGAUGAAAAAUCAGUAGCUGCAUUGGAAAUUAUCUUACCACGUGAUUUAGCAGAAGGAUUUGUGAAUAAUAAACGAGAAAGCUACAAAUUUAAAUUUCAGAGGAUUUUUGAUCAGGAGUCAAAACAAGAGGACAUUUUUGACAUAAUUGCCAAACCUGUUGCUGAAAGUGUUCUGUCUGGCUAUAAUGGCACCAUCUUUGCAUAUGGACAAACGGGCAGUGGCAAAACUUUCACUAUUACUGGAGGAGCUGAGCGUUACAGUGACAGAGGCAUCAUUCCAAGGACCCUAUCAUACAUUUUUGAGCAAUUACAAAAGGACAGCAGAAAAAUGUAUACAACCCAUAUUUCCUAUUUGGAAAUCUACAAUGAAUGUGGUUAUGAUCUGUUGGAUCCAAGACAUGAAGCCUCCAGUUUGGAAGAUUUGCCGAAGGUGACAAUAUUGGAGGACCCUGAUCAGAACAUUCACCUGAAAAAUCUAUCUCUUCAGCAGGCAACCACUGAGGAAGAAGCUUUGAAUCUGCUCUUCUUAGGAGAUACCAACAGAAUGAUUGCAGAGACUCCUAUGAAUCAGGCCUCCACGCGUUCCCACUGCAUUUUCACAGUUCAUAUCUCAAGCAAGGAACCAGGCUCUGCAAUUGUCCGUCAUGCCAAACUCCAUUUGGUUGACCUGGCUGGUUCAGAGCGAGUUGCAAAGACUGGAGUUGGAGGCCAGCUUCUGACAGAAGCCAAAUAUAUCAACCUUUCCCUACACUACUUAGAACAGGUUAUAAUUGCCCUUGCAGAGAAACAUCGAUCCCAUAUUCCCUAUAGAAACUCCAUGAUGACCAACGUACUGAGGGACAGCUUGGGAGGAAACUGCAUGACAACCAUGAUUGCUACGCUGUCGUUAGAAAAAAGGAAUAUAGAUGAAUCUAUAUCAACUUGCAGAUUUGCCCAGCGAGUGGCCCUCAUAAAGAAUGAAGCUGUUCUCAAUGAAGAGAUUGACCCUAGACUGACUAUUAUACGUUUGAAAAAGGAAAUCCAGGAAUUGAAGGAUGAACUGGCCAUUGUCACUGGGGAGCAGAGAACAGAAGAGCUCACACAAGUAGAACUCGAUAAACUGGAGGAACAAAUUAGAUCGUUUUUGGAAGAUCAAGAUCCAGAGAGUAGGCUAGAGGUGGGAUCUGACAUGCGUAAAAUCCACCACUGCUUCCAUUAUUUAAAGAAAUUGUUGAGUGAAAGAAAGAUUCCUGAAAAAAGUGAACCCUCCCCUGAAAUCAAAGACCAAGAUGGAGAAGUGCCAUUAAAGGAGGAAGAAUUUAAAAAACUGAGAGAUAUCCUGAAGCAGCGAGACAACGAAAUUAAUAUUCUGGUAAAUAUGCUUAAAAAGGAAAAGAAGAAAGUCCAAGAUAUGUUCAACCAACAGAAUACUAGCAGGGGAGGGACGAGGCAAUCACUGAGCGCCUCCCCAUUAAGUGGAGGCCUAGACGACUCUUCAAAGGUAUCAAUAUCGAGUACCUCAAAACUGAUCCGUGAUGGUAACUCCUUGGACUACAGGUCUGCUUUUCAUCGCAGGAAAACAGGAAAGAAAGAAGAGAUGUCACUGGGACGGCAGGAGGCUUUUGAAAUCUUCAAGCAGGAUCAUGCUGAUAGUAUUACAAUUGAAGACAACAAACAGAUUUUAAGACAGAGAUUUUCUGAAGCAAAGGCCUUAGGAGAAAGUAUAAAUGAAGUAAGAAGUAAAAUUGGCCAUCUAAAAGAAGAAAUAAAUCAACGGCAGAUGCAGCGAGUUGCUUUAAGCAUUACAGAUAAUGCAGUAGGCGACCAGGAAUUAGACCCAGUGGAAGAGAAGUUGCGCUCAAAAAUGGAGGAAGAAAAAAAAAGCUACAAAAAGAUGUUCACUCACCUGAAAGGCCUAAAGGUGGAAAUCGAGCACCUGCAGCUGCUAAUGGAGAAAGCCAAGGUGAAACUGAAAAAAGAGUUUGAAGUUUGGUGGAUAGAAGAGGCAAUAAAUCUGCAGAAAAAAUCCUUGCCAGCAAAUUCUCUCCGGACACCAGAAUCCCGGCACCAACAGCAAUCGCAGUCACAUCUCGCCAAUAAAAGUGAACUGAUUUCCAGAAAAAUUAUGCCUUCCCCUCCCCCUCCAUCAAGAAACCAAAGGAGCAGGUGUAGCAACUCCAGUGUGGAAGAGAGUGACCUGAUUUCCAAGAAAAACCCACCACCCUCUCCUCUUCCAUCAAGAAGUUUUGAGAAUAAGUUCAACAAUCCUAAUGUGGAAGAAAGUGACCUGACUCCCAGGAGUAAAGUGCCUUCUCCUCCCCCUCCAUCAAGAAACCAGACGUACCCACCAGACAGCCUCUAUCUGGAAGAAAGGGUCCUAGGAAGCCCUUCUCCAUCCAUCCCUUUCACUGGAGACAGUCAGACAGACAAUGAUAUCCUGGCAUUCCUCAAGGCCAGGCAAAGCUUACUGCAGAAAAAGGGUUUGGCAAACAAUUGAAUUUAUCAUGACAGCUCAGCAGCCCAACUGAAAAGCAAGGACAGAGUACAGAUAAAACUCCUUUCUUCUUUCAUCCUCUCUUUGGAUGUGUGGCCUACAUGGCUGGAACAACAUGUGACUUGAGCCCUAAUGGAGAGCCUUGUGUACCUGUAAGGAUGGUGUCCCAGCGGCACUCAGGAAUGGUGGGACAUGUUGAGGUGGGGGGCAGGAAGUAGAGAAAUGGAUCCAAAUAGAAGGUCAAAUCUUUGUACUGUAUGCUAAGGCUGUUGGCUGUGGCACCAGCAAGGUGGUUGAGUUUUAGAGUGUUUUGUGUUGGUUUUGUAUUUUUAAAAUAAUUUCCCUUUUUUUUAAAAUAAUGUGGGUCACAUGGCGAUCUUGUCUUUUGGAUAACAUGGAUAAUUUGAGAUUAUGAAAUGGCAAUUUUGCAAGAUGGAACCAGGAGAUUUGUGCUUUGCUCCCUUCUUCCCCCCACCCCAUUCCCACUAAGCCUAGGCCUAUCAAAUAAUAAAGAGAGAUAAAAAGCUCCAGGAAGGAAAAGGCAGUAUCUUAGGCCAGGACUACAGGGCUGGAUCCAAGUAGAGGAGAGCCAAAUUGUCUCCUGAAUUGGGGACACCUUGAUGGUUGAUCCUCAUAAACUCAGGCCAAAUUGUCUGCCAUUACCUUUACAGUGAGGAUGCCCAGUUUAAAUUGGGCACAAAGUCAGAGAGUCCACCACUCAGCUGGAACACAGACAUUUUGGAGCAGAUCAAAAGGACCUGAACUUGUCUCUCCAAAAGCCAUGGUAGAGAGGCUCGGGUGGGCAGUCCAGACUUCAGGGGACCUUGAUGUGGAUGUCUGUGAUUCUCUGGGAUUUUGGCCACUGUUUCCUUGUGACCAGGGAAGAAUUGUUGCCUCUUCCAGAAUUUUUACAAAUACCAUGCCUCAGUUAGCCAUAGUAGAGACAACCUAAGAAUCUGGAAUGUUUUAGUUUUCCAGCAUGUAACGUGGUGAAAUAGUGGUACAAGGCCAAUGAUUAGAUGGUCUGGCUAGGUCUUAGCCUGGUGGGGGCCCUUUGAGAACUGAAACCAGGGAGCCUUGGGAAACGGAAACAGCUUAGGAACAUUCGAUGAUGCCACAAAUUGAAUAAAAGAAUUUGCCCGCUG
Vombatus ursinus (common wombat) is the source of this 3718-nucleotide messenger RNA. Its product is annotated as kinesin-like protein KIF6. Bases 18 to 2576 code for a protein of 852 amino acids. Gene Ontology annotation, molecular function: microtubule binding; microtubule motor activity; ATP binding. NCBI's taxonomy places the organism in Eukaryota, Metazoa, Chordata, Mammalia, Diprotodontia, Vombatidae. The transcript is spliced from 24 exons. The record is from RefSeq and is a predicted model, not a curated record. Gene Ontology annotation, biological process: microtubule-based movement.